Gongylonema pulchrum is the source of this 474-nucleotide messenger RNA. The record is from the annotation of a GenBank genome assembly. NCBI's taxonomy places the organism in Eukaryota, Metazoa, Nematoda, Chromadorea, Rhabditida, Gongylonematidae.
AUGGGCUUCGGACUUAUUUAUCUUCCAUCGAUUGUCACUGUUGGUUACUACUUCGAGAAGAAGCGUUCAAUUGCAACAGGCAUGGCGGUCGCUGGUUCUGGUGUCGGAACACCAUUAACAACCGCUGCAAUGGAAAAUGAAAAGCGAGUAGCGAAGACAGAUGAAGAAAUGCCCCUAAAACCACCGGUAGUGAUAAGGAAAGAUGUGGAUGUGGCUGAAGAACUCAAGAAAGAUGGAAGUGCGUCUGAAAGGAUCAGGUUGCAGAGGUCAUCACGGCAGCGUAAUGCAGUAAGUGAAUGUGAGACGCGUCGUGAGAAUGAAGAUGACAGUUCGCUUCAGAUACCUCUUUCACCGAUCACUGAGAAUUCUCCCAGUAGUUAUGAUAGUCAGAGAGAACAGGGCAUUGGCGCCUCAUCCUCAACGAGAGCAAGAAAAAAUACAAAUACAAGGUAUGGUAUUUUCUGGUUGUGCUAG